Molecule: messenger RNA, 1557 nt
Organism: Plasmopara halstedii
Lineage: Eukaryota; Oomycota; Peronosporomycetes; Peronosporales; Peronosporaceae
Product: 6-phosphofructo-2-isoform a
Exons: 3
Coding region: 1-1557 (518 amino acids)
Biological process (GO): fructose 2,6-bisphosphate metabolic process; fructose metabolic process
Cellular component (GO): cytosol
Molecular function (GO): 6-phosphofructo-2-kinase activity; ATP binding
Source: RefSeq, a predicted model, not a curated record
AUGAAAUUCAAACUACCGACCCCUGUUGGUAUCGGCUGGUCUAUGGGGCUAGCGCUAGCGCUUGCCCUUCAAGUGGUGAUCUAUCGCGAGACACUACAGGAAGCUAUCCGCUAUGGCCGCAAACGCUUGCUCGUGUAUAAGACCAUGCAUCGUCGCUUUGCCAACCAGCGACUUAAGCGCCUUAACAGUCUUGGUGAUGAUCGCAAGUCCCAAUGGAUGUGGAAAAAUGUGUCACAGAACGAUGCCGCGUUUGCGGAUAACGACACCAUUAGUGAGGAGAGCGCUGACAGCACCGCCGGCACAGAUGGUUUAAUUUCCUCCCAGAAAAAGCUUGUGCUUGUGAUGGUCGGCUUGCCUGCACGUGGCAAGAGCUUUGUAGUGCACAAAACAUUACGUUAUAUCGAAUGGUUGGGUUUUCCCACGCGUGUGUUUAACGUGGGUAAUCUGCGUCGCCAACUCGGCAAAGCUGGCGAGAACUCGACCUUCUUUAGUGCUGACAACAAAGAUGCCACAAAUCUUCGCGAGAAGAUGGCAAUGAACGCUCUGGAUAAUUUGCUUGAAUGGAUUGAAGACAAGGGACACGUCGCGGUAUUCGACGCAACGAAUACGACAAAACUACGAAGACAGCAUAUCCUUGAAAAGGUGAGCUCACAUCAAAACGUUCGCGUCAUGUUCGUCGAGAGUAUAUGUGACAGUAAGAAGUUGCUUGAAAUUAACUACCGUCGAAAACUCACAAACGCUGAUUACAAAGAUAAGGAUCCUGAGGAGGCGUUAGCGGAUUUUAGGCAACGCGUGCACGAAUAUGGGAAAGUUUACGAGACAGUGGAGGAUACUGAGGAUAGCGGUAAUGCGUGCUAUGUAAAGGUCUACAAUGCCGGCGAGAAAAUUCAAGCACGGUAUUGUCAGGGCUUCCUCCAAAGCCAAAUCGUAUCAUUGCUACAGAAUAUACACCUUUGCCCACGUCGAAUCUGGUUAGUGCGCCCUGGUCCAAGCAUCACAAGUUGCAAGGGGAUUUUAGGAUUAGAUACUGAGCUAUCACCCGAAGGUCAUCGUGUUGCACGUGCAAUUGCGUCGUUUGUCGAGAACUUGCAGCUUGUCCGCCCAAUGGAGGUUUGGUCAAGUCCAAUGAAACGGGCAAGAGAAACAGCUGAAUAUCUCCCCACUCGCGAGUUAAAGCGCUACGUUUUGACUACGUUACUAAAUGAACUCGGCGGUGGUGACUUUGAAGGACUCACUUAUGACGAGAUUGAACACUUAUACCCUAAACAUUACGUAGCCCGGUUACAAGACAAGCUUCGUUACCGGUAUCCUGGCGUGGGUGGUGAGAGUUACGUGGAUGUGAUAUCACGUUUGCGCUCACUAAUCAUUGAGUUUGAGCGUAAGAAGCGUGACGUACUUGUGAUCUGUAGCGAAUCAAUUUUGCGCUGCCUUUUGGGCUACUUUGCUGGCUGUGAAGCUGCCAAAGUGCCGCACCUGCAAUCAUACGACAACACAAUUGUGGAGCUAAGCCCACACCGAGAUGGCUGCGACAUAAAACUAAUUCCACUUAAAAUUUAA